This is a messenger RNA of Pistacia vera, 992 nucleotides long. Its product is annotated as leucine-rich repeat protein 1-like. The record is from RefSeq and is a predicted model, not a curated record. Gene Ontology annotation, molecular function: protein binding. The coding region runs from base 606 to 992 and encodes 128 amino acids. NCBI's taxonomy places the organism in Eukaryota, Viridiplantae, Streptophyta, Magnoliopsida, Sapindales, Anacardiaceae. The transcript is spliced from 3 exons.
AUUCUCAACCCUUUUGAAUCUUUUCUAAACUGGGAUUCCUUUCUUUUUGUUUCUUUAUAGGAAGAAUUUGACUCUCUCUUAGAUGAUGAAAUGGGUUCUGUGAAAUAUUUUGGUUAACUUGAUUUCUUGUUCGCUUUUGUGUCGUUUGAAUUUGAAUUUGAUCACCGUUGUUGUUAAUCAUGCUUCCUUUAUUCUUUAGCCAUUUUUGAAUUUGAUGCUAUCAAUUCAUUCUCUGUUUCUUGGGUUCUUUUGUUUGAUAGAAUUUACUUCUUAUCAAUCUGUUCCAUGGUAGAACCAAUGAUUUUGAGUGGCCUUUUUCGCCUUUAGGGUAUACAUAAUGGAGAGUAAGGAGACAAACAAUGGGGAUGACAUACCGACUUCUACUUCCCCACCUCCGACGAAUGAAGAGGUUAGGUCCAAUAGUUCGCCGAAUGAACAGGGUAACUUUGACUGGAUUGUUGAUGAAGUUACUGGUGAAGGAGCAGUUAAUGUGAACAAUCCUAUGCUGCAGCCGCAUCCUGCGGAUCAUCAGGAUUAUCACAUCUAUAGGAAAGGUGAUUCUGCUUAGUCCAAGCCAAUUUCAGAUUUUCCAUACCUGUUGAACCAUGGAUGGUGAAGUUAUUUAUUUGGUAUUGAUACAGAAGUUUGCUAGAUUUAAGGCAUGUCAUGGGGAGCAUAGGUUCCCUCUUGUUAUCCAAGAAGAAGUAACAUUACCACUGAGCUGGUUUCACGUUACAUGCAAUGAUGAUAACAAAGUCACAAGGCUGGAGAUAUAUAGCAAUCAAAUCAAUGGAUCGAUUCCAGCCGAGCUCGGAAGUUUAACAAACUUGCUCAGCUUGGACCUGUACAAAAAUCAACUCUCAGGUCCAAUUCCAGAUUCGCUUGGCAACUUGAAAGCUCUACUGUUUAUGAGAUUGAACGAUAACAAGCUAACGGGCACAGUACCCCAGAGUGUCAAAGCCCUUACAAAUGGAAGUUUGAGGAUCCUGUGA